Molecule: messenger RNA, 1441 nt
Organism: Canariomyces notabilis
Lineage: Eukaryota; Fungi; Ascomycota; Sordariomycetes; Sordariales; Chaetomiaceae
Product: NAD(P)-binding protein
Exons: 4
Coding region: 7-1128 (373 amino acids)
Molecular function (GO): oxidoreductase activity; zinc ion binding
Source: RefSeq, a predicted model, not a curated record
CUCGUAAUGGAGGACGUUGGGUGUGACUUUGAGCUGACGCCCAUUAUCAUCGAGGAGUUGAGGCCGGAUGAAGUGCUGGUCGAGAUGAAGUAUUCAGGCAUCUGCCAUACUGACUUCCUCAUGCAAAACGGCCACCUCAAAUCCAUCCUCCAAUACCCCGCCAUCGCCGGGCACGAAGGGGCGGGUAUCAUCCGCGCCAUCGGCUCCCACGUCCAAAACCAGUCCCUCAGGGAAGGCGACCCCGUCCUCCUCUCCUUCACCUGGUGCAGCAACUGCAACCCCUGCAAAGAACAAAACCCCGCCAGAUGCGAAGCCUUCCCACUCAUCAACAUUCCCGCCACACGCUGGCCAGACGGCAGCUCCUCGGCCAAGCUCGCAGCCGACGGCCGGCCCGUGGGCGGGCAAUUCUUCGGGCAGUCGUCCUUCUCUCGCUUCUCGGCCGUCCAUGAGAAGUGCGUCGUGAAAUGUCCGUAUCCGGACGAACUGUCCCUGUCGAUCUACGCGCCUAUGGGUUGUGGCUAUCAGACUGGUGCCGGAGCGGUGCUUAAUAUUCUCAAGCCCAAGCCAUGGCAGACUAUGGCCAUCUUUGGGGUGGGGAGUGUGGGAUUUGCGGCGCUGAUGGCGGCUGCGUCUCUGAAACCGAAGCAGAUCAUUGCUGUUGAUCUUGUGGAGGGGAAACUUGCGCUGGCAAAGAGUCUAGGGGCGACGGAUGUUAUCAACCCUAGUUCAAGUUCUGAACAGGGAGUGGAUACAGUUGAGGAGAUUAAGAGACUGACCGGGGGACGUGGCGUGGACUUUUCGAUUGAUACCACGGGGGUUCCCAGGGUUAUAAAACAGAUGCUGGACUGUCUGGCGCUUGGGGGGACGGCGGCAUCGAUUGGUGCUCCGCAGCCUGGCCAGGAUAUCACGCUGGACGUGGGGAUGUACUUUGCGACGUUCAAGAACUGGUUGAGUGUUGUUGAAGGGGAUUCGUAUCCUCCAGAGUUCAUCCCUGAGCUUAUUAAACUCCACCGAGAGGGGAAGUUUCCGGUUGACAAGAUCAGCAAAGUCUAUCCAGUUGCCGAGUUCAAGACGGCCGUCGCAGAUAUGGAAGCGGGGAAGGUGAUUAAGCCGAUCAUUCAGUUCUAAGGCGUCAAGCUGGUACUGUAGGAGUAAGGCGUGAUAGAGUCUCCUGCCGUAUGAGGCGAUAAUAGACUUUGCCCCCUAGCCCUGCAACGGCUUGAUCAGGUUCUCGAUGUGCCGGUGGGCCAGGUCCCUCGAGGUAACCGCGUCCUCCAGGCUGUCAUGUCCUUUCCUUCCCCGAGUCUGGAUUUCUCUUCCAAGCUUCCUCAAAGCGAGAUCCUUGAGCGACAGACUCAGUCUCUCGGCCUUGCCAUCUUCAGCUUUCCCACCUUCAUUUGCUGCUUCACCCCCCUUUUCUUCCCUCGAACUCACCCCCUCC